This is a messenger RNA of Pseudopipra pipra, 3181 nucleotides long. Its product is annotated as aquaporin-2-like. Gene Ontology annotation, cellular component: plasma membrane. The record is from RefSeq and is a predicted model, not a curated record. NCBI's taxonomy places the organism in Eukaryota, Metazoa, Chordata, Aves, Passeriformes, Pipridae. Gene Ontology annotation, biological process: transmembrane transport; water transport. Gene Ontology annotation, molecular function: water channel activity.
CCCCCCCUCCCCGGGAUCACCCGGCACCCCCCCGGUGCUCCCCGGCACCCCCCCGGCGCCGCCCGGUCCCCUCCCGGUGUCCCCGCUCAGCCCCCCCUCGGAAUCACCCGUCGGCCGCCCGGUGCCGCCCGUCACCCGCCGGUGUCACCCCAUCACCCCCUCACGGUGCCGCCCGACCCCCCGGUGCCGCUCCGUCCUCCCCCGGUGUGAUCCGUGCCCCCCGACCCGGUGUCCCCCGGCUCCCCCCGGUGCUGCCCCAACGACAGCGACGAACCCCCCGGGGGGUGUCUCAGCCCCCUCCGAGGGUCUCAGCCCCUCUCCGGGUGUUGCCCCCCACCCCUACCCUGAUGACCCCCCCUCGACCCUCCCGUGACACCGGGGGGACACCGGAGGGGACGCCCCGCGUCACCCCCCACCGCCAACCGGGGGGGUCGCUCAGCCACUACCCCCGGGGGGGGCUGCACCCGCCCAGCCCCACUCCUGCGAUGGGGGGUGUCACGGAUUCCCCUCGCCCAGAGGGGUCUCAGUCUUGCCCCCGUUCCCCGGUACCGCGCGGCCCCUUUAAGCGAAACCCCGCCCACCGCCGCCAUUACCCCUCCGCCCGCCCCGCGCCGCCCACCCCGUGGGCGCGGCCAUUUUGGAGGCGCCGAUCACGUGGUUCCACAGCCCCCAUCGCCAUCUUGGCACCACCCUUCUGCCCUCACGUGACUCUGGCUGAGGCCGCGCUGGGCGCCGCCAUCUUGGAGUCUGUCUUGGGGGGCGGGUGGGGGGGCUUGGGGGGCACCCGAGGGGGCUGCGGGGCAGAAUGGGGGUCCUGGGGUCACUCGGGGGUCUGUGGGUCAGUGUGGAACAUCUGGGAGCAUCUGCAGGGCAGGAUUGGUGUGUCCUCGAGGCACCUGGGGGGUCUCUGGGGCAGGAUGGGGGCCUCUGGGUUAUUUGUGGGGCAGGAUGUGGGAUCUUGGGAGCACCUGGGACUCUUGAGGGGUCUGCAGGACAGGACGGAGGGGUCCUGGGGGUCUGUGGGGCACCUCAGAGCUAUCUGCAGGCAUCUGAGCAUCUGUAAGACAGGACUGGGGUGUCCUGGGGCGGUCUGUGAGGCAGGACAGGGAGUCUUAGGGAUCCUCAAAGCUCUGUGGGGUGACAGAGCAUCCCUGGAAUGUCAGGGGCAGGACAGGAGGUCCCACAGGGCUUUGAGGUCCCGAGCAGGGGAGAGGGGACCCCCUGGCCUGGGUGGGAACAGGAUGGGGAGGUCCCACAGGGCUUUGGGGGGCAGGACAGGGGUCCCCCCAACCGGGCUGGGGGGCACAACAGGGGUUCCCAACGCUGCUGUGCCCAGCCUGGGAGGGGCUGGGAACCCACAGGGUGUGGGGGAGCCCCACUGCCCCCCAUGCCCUGCAGGGCCCGUUGUCCCCCCCAGUGUCCCCCCCCCACGUCCCUCCCACAUCUCCCCGUGUGUCGCCCCCGUGUCCCCCCGUUGUCCCCGCGCUGUCCCGGCCCUUUGUGGCCGCGGAUUGUUCUGGCUUUGCCGGGCUCAGCACCCCCCGCGCCCCCCCCCCGUGCUGAUCCAGGCCCUUCGCCCGCUGACUCACCCCACGUGCGGGGCCGGUGCUGAGCUGGCAGAGCCACGGCCCGGGGGGGGCACAGGGGCUCCCCCCGACCCCUCCUGCUGCCCCCCGGGGACCCGCUCGGCAGGGACAGCCCUGUCCCUGUGCCUGUCCCAGGUGUGUCACCAACCCCCCCAGGGGACAGCCCUGUCCCUGUGCCUGUCCCAGGUGUGUCACCAACCCCCCCCCCAUGGGGACAGCCCUGUCCCUGUGCCUGUCCCAGUUGUGUCACCCCCCUAGCCCCCCCCGGACCCCAUCCCCACACUUGUCCCAGCUGUGUGAGCCCCCCCAGUCUCCCCCCAGGGACAGCCCUGUUCCCAUUCCCAUCCCAGGUGUGUGACCCCCCCUCUCCCUCAGCUCCCCCCCAGCCUUUCAUCCCGGCCUUUCAUCUCCAGUCGUCCUGGCAACACCCCAAAGGGUCUGGAGGUGUUGCCAUGACACCCAGGGAUGCUCUGAACCCGAGCCAAGGACCCCGCAGCCCCCCGGGGCUCUGUCCCAGCCUCAGCCCCUCAGCACCCCAGGGGUGCCCUGCGCCAAGGGGGUGGCAGUGCCAGGAGCAGAGGUGCCCACAGCUGUGCCAUGGCCAUUGGGGAGGACCUGCGCAGCGGCUGCUUCUGGCGGGGGGUGCUGGCAGAGGCCAUGGGGACCCUCAUCUUCGUGGGGGUGGUCCUGGGGGCCUCGGCGGGCCCCGGCCCCCUGGCACCGGCGCUGGCCGGGGGGCUGGCGGCCGGGGGGCUGGUCUGCACCCUCGGGGGGCCGCAGGCCAACCCCGCGCUCACGCUGGCCCUGCUGUGCACCCGCAAGCUCGGGGCCCUGCGCGGGGCCCUGGCGGUCCUGGCCCAGUGCGCGGGGGCUUCGCUCGCCGCCGCCGCCGCCCGCGCGGCGCUGCCGGACGGCACCGGCCUGGUCCCCAGGGUGUCCUUCCCGCAGGUGGGGACGGCGGGGACGGCGCUGGCCUGGGAGACCUUCGCCACCUUCCAGCUGGCACUGGCCGCCUUCGCCUCGGCCGAGCGCCGGCCCCCGCAGGCCGGGCUGGCCCUGGGCAGCGCCGUGGCCGCCGGCGCCCUGGCCGCGGGGCCGUUCUCGGGGGGCAGCAUGAACCCCGCCCGCGUGCUGGGGCCGGCCGUCGUCACCGGGGUCUGGGACCACCACUGGGUGUACUGGCUGGGGCCGGUGCUGGGUGCGGUGCUGGCCGGGCUCUCCUACGAGUUCGUCCUGGCCCCCGGAGCCUCCCGGGAGAAGUUGGGCGCCUGCCUCGCCUGCCGGGACGUGGCACUGGUGGAGACCCCCAGCCCAUCCCCUUCCUCACUCUCUGCCCGUGGCCCCCCAGCCCCCCCGGCUGAGCGGGACCAGGGGACAGCCUGAGCCCCUUGGACCCCCCUCUCUGACCCACCCCACCGACCCUCGACACCCCGACACCGUUUCCUCGCAGAGCCCAGAACCUUCCGUGAGGGGCAGCCAGGGCAGGGUGUCCCCCCGGGCAGAUGAGGGGUCCCUGCACAAUGGCUCCAGCCCCCCCCCAACCUUUUCCUGUCCUCUCUGCCCCCCGGCGGGAUUAAAGGUGGUUGGGGGUCUCA